Messenger RNA from Labrus mixtus (cuckoo wrasse), 5559 nucleotides. RefSeq names its product GRIP1 associated protein 1 (gene gripap1). The transcript has 30 exons. The record is from RefSeq and is a predicted model, not a curated record. Gene Ontology annotation, biological process: regulation of neurotransmitter receptor transport, endosome to postsynaptic membrane; neurotransmitter receptor transport, endosome to postsynaptic membrane; regulation of modification of synaptic structure. Lineage: Eukaryota; Metazoa; Chordata; Actinopteri; Labriformes; Labridae. Gene Ontology annotation, cellular component: glutamatergic synapse; postsynaptic recycling endosome; extrinsic component of postsynaptic early endosome membrane. Bases 135 to 2861 code for a protein of 908 amino acids.
CUCUCUCUAGUUCUUUGUUGGUUCUCGGUAAACGAGUCGGAGUGAGACCUCUUGCUCAGUUUACUCAUCUGUGCCGUUCUGCUCCUCUCCGUCUCCUCCGCUAGCUUAGCCUGCUAGCUAGCACACAGGUAAACAUGGCCAUGUCGCAGGCUUUGUCAGAGGAGGAGUUUCAUCGGAUGCAGGCUCAGCUGCUGGAGCUGCGGACUCAGAACUACCAGCUGUCUGAUGAUCUCAGGAAGAACACGACAGAGCUGAACGCCGUCCGUCAGAAGAAUGUGGUUCUGGAGAGAGAUUUCAUCAAAGCACAGAAGGCUUUGAAUAAAAGCAAGAAAGCUCAGGAGGUGGAGGCGUUGCUGAGUGAGAACGAGAUGCUUCAGGGGAAACUUCACAGUCAGGAGGAAGACUUCAGACUACAGAACAGCACGCUGAUGACUGAACUCUCAAAGCUGUGUACGCAGAUCGAGCAGCUGGAGCAGGAGAACCAGGGUCUGAAGGAAGGAGGAGGAGCCUCUGCAUCCAGCCCUGCCCCCAACUCCACCUCCAUCCCCGUGGAUGGAGAGCUGCUCCGCUUGCAGGCUGAAAACUCCACCCUUCAGAAGAAGAUGAAAGCUCUCCAGGAGCACCAUGACAAAGAGCUCCAGAGACAGGCGGCCGCACAUGGCGCCAAUACAGAGACGGACGGGUCAGCCGGCGCCAACGGAGUGUCUGAUGUCACAGGGAGAGGGGAGGAGCCAGCAGCAGAGGGAACCAGUGACAGGACAGAACAGACGUCGGCUCAGCCGGAGUGCACAGACAAACAGCUGCACGGCCUGUCAGAGAAGAGCGUAGAGAAGAUUGUAGGUAAGCAGGCAGCGCUAGGCUGGUCGGCUGCUCUCUGUCCAAUAACUCACUGCUUUGGACCAGAGCUGGAGAUGGCACUGAACACGGAGCAGGAGGAGAAGAGGCUGCUGAGGGAGCAGGUCCACAACCUGGAGACGUCCAAACAGGCAGAAAUCACCAAACUGCAGGAAGAGAUCACGAAGCUGUCUGACAAGUUAAAGAAGAAACAGGAGAGUUUUCAGCGUCUGCAGGGAGAGAAGGAGGCUCUGUACAACGACAGCAGAACAAAGAUCGAUGAGAUCAACCAAAAAAAAGAGGAGGAGCUGAAAGCCAUGAACCUCCGCGUCCAGAAACUACAGUCAGACCACAUGUCAGCCAAUCAGAUGACGGCGGAGCUGAGAGAGCAGCUGCAGAGCAAAGACAAAGAACAUGAAGUGGCUCUGCACAGCCUGAGAGACCAGGUAGCCAGUCAGAGUGUCAGUCAGGAACAGGUGGACAACAUCCUGCAGGAGAACGAUGCUCUGAGGACAAACCUAGCUGCUCUAGAACAGAUCCAGACGGUGAAGACGCAGGAGAUGAACCUGCUACGUGAACAGCAGGAGGCGCUGACGUCCGAGCUGCAGCAGAGACGAGUCGAGCAGGAGAGUCUGUUAGCGCAGAGAGACGACCUCAACUCCCAGCUGCAGGAGUCGAGUUUUGCAAACAGGAAGUUGUUGGAGCAGCUGACGGACGAAGGACAGGAGAAGGACAAACUGCUGAGAGAGCUGGACGAGGCCAAGAAGACAGCAGAGAAGAGGAAGGCCAUGUUGGACGACAUGGCGAUCCAGCUGAGCCAGGAGAAGUCUGACCACAAGGAGGCGCUGUCAGACCUCAAACUGCAGCACGAGAAGGAGGUUCUCGGGGUGAGGGCUCGAUAUGAGAAGGAGCUCCGAGGUCUCCAUGAAGACAAGAACCGGUCGGAGGAGGAGAUCAGACAGCAGCUCAGAGAUGAAAAGGCUCGUACGAAGGAGUUGGAGGGUCUCCAGCAGCGGGUGGAGGAGCUGCAGGCUCAGGUUCUGUCCAUGGAGGGAACCAAAGGAUGGUUUGAGAGGAGACUGAAAGAGGCCGAGGAGAACAUCGAGAAAAAGUCUCUGGAACAUCAGGAGGAGUUUGAGCGCCUGAAGAAGGAACACACACUCCAGCUCGAGGAGAAGCAGUCUCAGACAGAGGGAGUGCAGCAGCAGCUGGUGGAGGUCGAGAAACAGAAAGAAGAACACAACGACACCAUCGCUAAACUGAAACAGGAGAUUAAAGACACCGUGGACGGACAGAGAAUCCUGGAGAAGAAGGGAAGUGCAGCGCUAAAGGAUCUGAAGCGGCAGCUACAGCUGGAGAGGAAGCGAGCUGACAAGCUGCAGGAGAGACUCCAGGAGAUACUGACCAACAGCAAGACCAGGACAGGUCUGGAGGAGCUGGUGCUCUCAGAGAUCAACAGUCCCAGCCGGACUCAGCAGACCGGAGACUCGUCCUCCGUCUCCUCCUUCUCCUACAGAGACAUGAUGAAGGAGUCCCAGCCGACCAAUCAGAACAAGUCCGGAGGAGGAAGCCCUCAGUCUCAGCGCCCGGCUGAACUCUCCGAUGACGAGGUCGGGGAGUUAUUCCAGCGACUCGCCGAGGUUCAGCAGGAGAAAUGGAUGCUGGAGGAGAAGGUGAAACACCUGGAGGUGAGCUGCUCGUCGAUGGCCGAGGACAUCUGCAGGAAGAGCGCCAUCAUAGAGACCUACGUGAUGGACAGCCGCAUAGACGUGUCGGGCAGUGCGGUCGGGGGUCACGGGGGUCACGGAGGCUCUCAGGGCGACAGAGGAGGUCUGGGCUCGGUCCUCAGAGAUCUGGUGAAACCAGGAGACGAGAAUCUGAGAGAGAUGAACAAGAAGCUGCAGAACAUGCUGGAAGAACAGCUGACCAAGAACAUGCACCUGCAGAAGGAUCUGGAGGUUUUAUCCCAGGAAUUAGUCCGUCUCAGUAAGGAGAGUCCUGGUGGAAGUACAGCCGGGUCGGGAUGAGGCUAUCACCUGGACCCACCAGUCCAUACCACCUCUGCACAGCUGGAAAGAGUGGGCUGGGCUCUGACUAACACCUGGAAUCUGCAUCUCUUCCAUUCCUCUUCCCUGCGUUCAUGAACCUAAAGCGUGCCGUGGGCUCCAACUAACGUCUGGAGCCGUUGUGAUAUCACCACCUCAGUCCACCCGCUGGGCUAUGACUAAAUGCUGGAUUCUGUCCAUCUUUUGUUUUUCUGAAUGUCGAGGGAAAUACGAGUUUUUAAGGAGUAGAAGAAGAAACAAGACGACCAAACGUGAUGGAAAGCUCAGCUUAUUUAUGUUGCUAUUGAAUGUACUGUAAUUAGACUGCACUGUUUGGUCCUGGCUAUUUCCUGGAAUACACAAGCGAUCUAUGUUACCCGACUGACUUGUUGCUCUCUGUGUUCAGUAACUCUGUCGUGAUCUGGCUAUUUCCUGGACUCUCUUUCACAGCUGAUGUCUUUCAAAACUCACUGAAGAAACAUCUCAAAGUCAGCUGACAUGUUUUUUAACCUCUGAAGCUUUCAGCCACAUCUCGUGACUUUGUUGCUAAGGCGACAAAUAAACUGUCUCCAGUCAGGCGCCGUUCCAAAAGUCAAACGGUUUUUGCAGCGGCCGAAGACGGCGGACGCCGAGUGCUGUCAGAAUUCAGUUUCUGAAGGUUUCAGAGUUUAUAUUUACAGAGCAGGCGAUAGACUGACCCGGAAAACGAUGAAUUCUUUAAAAGUCAAAACGGACGUAGCAUGAGAAGAAAGACGAUAAUGUUCCUCUGAGUUCAGAGCCAAUCACCUUCAGGUACAGCGUGAAAACAAACACAUGACAUCAUCACUUUAUCCGCUCGUCAGCGUUGAGACUCUCUGCAUGUCGCAUCAGAAACAAAUCAUAACAAAUCAUCGUCUCAGUAAAAAUCUGAUUAUUUUGGGUCCGCAGCGCUCGGACAGAUUUCAGCCACCAGGAUGCUAACGGUCAGAUAGCGUUUGAUCAGAACUUGUAGACGCUCCGAUAUGAACUUCAGUGAAAGCGAGCUAACCAUUUAGCAUAUUUCUGGGUUUGCUAAGUUAAGUCGAGCAGCUUAGCAAACAUUCAAGUUAGCUCGCUGCAUUAGCCCGUGCAGCGCGCACCAGAGAGCGUGACUGAAGACAUCAGAGCCUCGUACCUUAUCUGCGAGUUUCUGUGGCUACUGUUUGAGCUAACGUUACGAAACAACGCAGAAAACGUUCUGAUUAAAUAUUAAAAUAAAAAAUUAACUUAAUUUAACCUUCUCUCAAGCUAACGGAGAAGACUCCCUAAUAAACGUCUCUACAGAGAAACAUCGACGUGUUCCUGUAAACAUCAGAGAAGUUCAACUUCCUGCUUCUGACGCUCCAAACUCCAGAAACAUUUCAAAUAUUUCAUCAACAAUUUAUUCACAAACAUAAAAUUGUUUAAUUAAGUCGGCCCUGGCUACGUCAUGGAGCACAAACAGUCUGACUUUUGUGUGUUUCCUUGUCCGGCCGUGGUUAUUUCCUGGACUUCACGCCUUUCUGUCUUAACUUUUUUCUGAUUUCUGCGUCUUUACUUUUCGCCGCCUGGUUGAGAUUUUGUGUUUUUAUUUAUUACUUUCAAAGACAUUUUGUCGACCUCUCGUCCAGAUAUUAUAAAACUUCUUGUCUUCUUGUUUCGAGGUUUUCUCCGACAGAAAACGUCGUGAGUUUAUCGGUUUGUUGAGAUGUUUUAAUGCAUGAAAACGCGACGUGUGAGGAACAUGUUUUAAAGAUUUAUUUUCUGUCUCGAUGAAAUCUAAACGAUUGUGUGUCGCUUUGCUUUUCUGAUAAUGCUACUCGUUAAUCUGCUGGGCUGCGUCUAAAUCCUGGAUCACAUGACUGUAAUUUGUCCUGCACUUUUUAAUUUGUUGUGACUCCUCCCCCCUCCCCGUGUUGGGGAAACCAAACGAUGCAGGAACAAAGAAAAGUGAAACUGCGACUGAGCUCUUUAAUAUUCCCACCGGGCUGGGUCUACUUCCUGCUUCUAACAACAUAUCUUUACGUUUUUUUGAAAAUUAUCUUAAAUCUGUUUCCUGUGAUUAUGUAAAAAGAGAAAUGUAUGAAGUUUAACUCUCUGACAGGAUGUGGUCGACGCACUUCCUGUCUGCUCUGCCUUUGUUUCUCCUUUUUGGAGACUGACUAUAUCCUGGAGUGAGCUUCUGCUACAAGUGUUUCUUGGUGACUGGGAUGUGACUAUAUCCUGGAUGUUAUGCUUGUAGCAGAGUGUUUUAUGUCGUACCUGCCUGCCUGUACACUGCAAAAAAGAGAAGUCUUGUUUUACAGUGCGUCUUUAAGCAAAGACGAGUCGUUCAACCAAACUUCAGGAUGUUAUUUACGUCACUUAGCAACAGAGGUGACGUGUAGGAAAUAUUAACGUGACUGUAAAAAAACUAAUGUUUGAUUUAACGAGAGAAAAGUCCCGAAGAUGAUCGAGCUGCACUGUAAAAAUAAACACGCACUGCGGGGUCGGUCUAUGUGCUGGGCAGACGCCGGGCCGGUUGCUUUGUUUUGUUUUUGUUUGUUUGUAAUGUUUGAGUCUGUAUAUAUUCACACGCUGUCACAUGACUUCUAACUGUAUGAAGAAUCAACUGAUCUAUUUAUGAGACGGAUAUCGAUCAUGACGCUAAUUAUUGUAACGACGAGAAAAAUAUAAAAUACUG